ACAGAGAAAGGCUUAAAGCGGUUCAAAGGUGACCAUCCUGGACAGUUGUUUCCAUCUAAAAGUUCAUGAAUCACAGAGCGCCAGCAAACACCCGCUACAAACCCACUUGCUACGAACACGCGGCCAACUGCUACACGCACGCAUUCCUCAUCGUUCCCGCUAUUGUGGGCAGUGCCCUUCUCCACCGGCUCUCUGACGACCGCUGGGAAAAGAUAACGGCAUGGAUUUACGGGAUGGGCCUCUGCACCCUCUUCAUCGUGUCCACGGUGUUCCACAUCGUGACGUGGAAGAAGAGUCACUUGAGGACAAUGGAGCAGUGUUUCCACAUGUGUGACAGAAUGGUGAUCUAUUUUUUCAUUGCAGCUUCCUAUGCACCAUGGCUGAACCUCCGAGAGCUGGGACCCCUCGCCUCGCACAUGCGGUGGUUUAUCUGGCUCAUGGCUGCCGGCGGGACAGUUUACGUGUUUCUCUACCACGAAAAGUAUAAGGUGGUCGAGCUCCUUUUCUACCUGACCAUGGGGUUUUCUCCUGCUGUCGUCGUGACAUCAAUGAGUAACACUGAGGGCCUCGAGGAGCUGGCCUGGGGGGGGCUGAUCUACUGUCUGGGGGUUGUGUUCUUCAAGAGCGACGGCAUCAUCCCCUUCGCGCACGCCAUCUGGCACCUGUUCGUGGCCACGGCUGCCGCCGUCCAUUACUAUGCCAUCUGGAAAUACUUGUACCUGAAUUCCUCCGACAUCAUCCGACACUUAUGACGCCGUCGGGGCCUGGGCUCCCAACCGGGGUGCUCUCCCUUUGGGAAGCGGGGCUGGGGAGACCGGGUUAGGGUGUGGAGAUCCCUGCCCCCGCCUAGGAAAACCGAGACCCUGACAUGGGGAGGUGUCUAUGGAUCUGUGACUCUGGACCCAAGCUUCUCCUAUGGGCGGGAGAAUGGGGCUCCCAAACAGACGGUCCAUUUCAUCCCAUGGCCCCAAGGAAUCUGUAGAGCCCGCCGACUGAUGUUUACAAACCAUGGUUUUGUAUCCUACUUUAAUUUUUCAGGUUUUCCUAGUGGAUGUGAGUUUUUUGUGUGUGGUUUUUUUUUUCCCCCUCUAAACCACUGAGCUGACUCGUGAAGUCCAGUGCAAUCGUCGUGAAGAUUUUGUUUUUGUUUUUGAAUUGAUUUCUACCAUUUUUCCUUUAGCUGUGAGAAACCAGAAUCAUGGAUGCAAAUGGAACUACCAGGCCACUUUUUUAAACCAUGUUUCAUGUGGACAAAGUACGGUUAUUCAUUAAUGGUAAUUUUUUGGGGGGCGGGGGGGGUUGUAGUUUUUUGUUAAGUGUUUCACUGAAAACAUAUCUAUGCAGCCGUCAUUCAUGCACACUGCGAAGACGAGCAAUGAACAGCUAACAUUCCACCUACUGACAAGCAUACCUCUUCCAACGAUUUUACUCCAAGCAGAGUAAUUGCCAAUUUUUAAGAACUACGGAUUUCGCCACUUUCCUGCCGAGUUGUAUCUCGAACAACAUCGCUUGACCUGACGUGGUUUUUCCAGCAAGGGAGAGCAAGUGCUUUUCCUGGAGACCGCGUUCACCCUCCCCUCCUCCCCUCGUGGCUUUGCUUCGGAAACGCUUCGAAGGAUGGGUGGAUCAUGCCUUGAUCAUGAAUUGGCCAGCCAUGUUACGCUGGAGGGAAUGGGACGGUUAUCUUAGCGUGUGGACGCCUCACGUCAUGUGGCAUGAUUGGGACUUGUGUGGGUGCGAUUUGAGGUGCUUUUGAAAUCACACGAUGGGACGCUUGGGUUCCCACGGCUUCCCCCUCGGCCCAGUGACACCUGCUUCCUUUGUCGUGUUGACCGUUUCCCUGCUCAGAGCCGCUGCGGGGUGUCUACCGCUUGCCCGAUGUCCCGAUCGACUCUCCGGGUCUUAUAUUAAGAUCGAAGCUCUCCCCCAGCUUGAUCGAUGCCUGAUUUUGGGGUGGAUCUUUUUUUAAAAAAAACAAAAAACAAACUUGUUGCCUUCAGGACUGAUUUCAGAUGUAGUGUUUUUCCCAGCAGGAGUGUCAGUCACUCUAGAUUCACAAGUGUUGAGACUUUUUGCAAUUUGGGGACGCGGGGGUUGGGGAGGAGUGAAUUUUGUGAGGUUUUUAAUGUCAGGGUCUAGAAUUCUGGAUACUGUAUGAAUUUUGUGGAGAAGGAUGAGCAGAAGUUGGUAACACAACCACACUUCUAGCCCAGGCUGCUCUUCUCCAGAUUCACGGUCGAAUCGAAACCAGACAGACCGCCUUCUCAGAACGCCUGUCCUUCGGACGUCUGGACGCCUGUUUCUUUUUAACAUGUGUGUCGUUUUCACGUAUUAACUCUUUUAAUGUAUCAAUCCAUUCAAAUGCCACAGUGUAAAAACAGAAAAAAACCCACUAAAACGGAUGCGAACUUCUGCUGUGACUUAGAAUAAAGCCCGACCUCGGAUUCGA
Messenger RNA from Tachyglossus aculeatus (Australian echidna), 2449 nucleotides. RefSeq names its product monocyte to macrophage differentiation associated (gene MMD). Gene Ontology annotation, molecular function: pore-forming activity. Gene Ontology annotation, cellular component: membrane. Bases 66 to 752 code for a protein of 228 amino acids. Lineage: Eukaryota; Metazoa; Chordata; Mammalia; Monotremata; Tachyglossidae. The transcript is spliced from 7 exons. The record is from RefSeq and is a predicted model, not a curated record.